Messenger RNA from Notechis scutatus (mainland tiger snake), 3564 nucleotides. RefSeq names its product frizzled class receptor 6 (gene FZD6). Gene Ontology annotation, biological process: canonical Wnt signaling pathway; non-canonical Wnt signaling pathway. The record is from RefSeq and is a predicted model, not a curated record. NCBI's taxonomy places the organism in Eukaryota, Metazoa, Chordata, Lepidosauria, Squamata, Elapidae. Gene Ontology annotation, molecular function: Wnt-protein binding; Wnt receptor activity. Gene Ontology annotation, cellular component: plasma membrane.
GUCUGUGUUGACAAUCGACAGCAUACCGUAAAUAUAAGUUGCUGUGACCUCCGUGAGGAAGUUGUGAGCGAUUUUGCAUUUGAUAAUCGGUUUGGAUUGUAAAGUUUGGCUGGUGCUUCGCUACCGCUUGGAGCCUGCGUGCGUAACUAUUGGGAACAAAUAAUUUCUCCGCCUGGCUGCCUUUCUAACACUCGGGGAGUAUCUCGCUGCACGCAGUGGAAUGCUGCUGAGUAAACAUGCAGAGGCUUGUGCUUUUUGGGGGUAGUAGUAACUGGUUUUUUAGCUGAGCUCCCUCGUUGAAGAGAGCAAAUCCAGCAUUCUUUUGUCUGGCCGAAAUAGAGAGGGAAACGUCUUCUUGCAGUUCGAAAAUUUGCAGUCGGGGAAAAAUGUUAUCUUGGAAAGCAAAUAUGAAGAGAGGCAACAAAUGUAAUCUCGGAAUGUCGGUAUUCUGCUUGAGAGAGUAAGCAGGACAGAUUUUUUUUUUAACUUCCUCUCAAAAAAAAAAUCCUUUUGGUGAAGCUGGAAAUAUUUGGGAAGAUGGGGAUCCUUGUUUUCCUUCUGAUCUGGAGUUUAAUCUUAAACUUGACCUAUGGACACAGUUUGUUCACGUGUGAGCCUAUUAUUAUCCCAAGAUGUUCUCAGAUGACUUACAAUAUGACAUUUUUUCCUAAUAUGAUGGGACAUUAUGAUCAGGACACUGCAGCUUCCCACUUGAAGCUCUUCCUUCCUCUUCUGAAUCUUAAGUGCUCCCCAGAUGUCCAUGCAUUUCUGUGCAAAGCCUUUGUGCCUGCUUGCUUUGAACAAACACGUGUUGUUCACCCUUGCCGGAGCCUUUGUGCAAGAGUGUAUGAGGACUGUAAAAAGAUGAUAGACAUGUUUGAAAUUGGGUGGCCUAAGGAACUUGAAUGUAGCAGAUUGGAGGACUGUGAUGAUACUGCUGCUGUCACUGCUUCUUUUACUACAAGAUCCUGGGACGCAUGGAGGAUCUCAGGGCAGCCCAAAAGGGACUAUGGAUUUUGGUGUCCACGUCAUUUGCAGACAUCCAGUGGACAAGGCUAUAGGUUUUUAGGCAUUGAGCAGUGUGCACCUCCUUGCCCCAACAUGUACUUCAAUAAUCAUGAGCUAGAAGUUGCCAAAAGCUUUAUUGGCAUUGUUUCAAUUUUUUGCCUUUGUGCCACUCUGUUUACGUUCCUAACAUUUUUGAUAGAUGUUAAAAGGUUCAGGUAUCCAGAGAGGCCAAUUAUAUACUAUUCUGUUUGUUAUAGUAUAGUGUCUCUCAUUUACUUCCUCGGGUUUGUCCUAGGAAACACAGCGGCCUGCAAUAAGGGCGAUGAAAAGUUACAGCUUGGUGACACGGUCGUUCUUGGUUCUCAGAACAAAGGUUGCACCCUUGUCUUCAUGGCUUUGUAUUUUUUCACAAUGGCCGGAACUGUCUGGUGGGUGAUCCUCACAGUCACUUGGUUCCUUGCUGCUGGAAGAAAAUGGAGCUGUGAAGCUAUUGAACAAAAAGCCAUGUGGUUCCAUGCAGUUGCCUGGGGCAUGCCGGGGUUUCUCACGGUGAUGCUCCUUGCCAUGAACAAAGUGGAAGGUGACAACAUUAGUGGUGUCUGUUUCAUUGGCCUCUACGACUUAGCUACGUCUCGAUAUUUUGUCCUCCUGCCUUUGUGCGUUUGUGUCUUUGUCGGUUUAUCUCUUCUUUUAGCGGGUAUUAUUUCUCUAAAUCAUGUGCGCCAAGUCAUACAGAAUGAUGGCAGGAAUCAAGAAAAGUUGAAAAAAUUCAUGAUUCGAAUCGGUGUCUUCAGCGGCUUAUACCUCGUACCUCUGGUGAUACUCUUGGGCUGUUACAUCUAUGAGCAGGUGUAUAGGAAGAUUUGGGAAACUACUUGGGUUUAUGACCACUGUGACCAAUUCCAUAUACCCUGUCCUUAUCAGGUCAAAACAUUAGCUAGACCGGAAAUAACUUUGUUUCUAAUGAAGUACCUGAUGACUUUAAUUGUUGGCAUCUCUCCAGUCUUCUGGAUAGGAAGUAAAAAGACCUGUUCAGAAUGGGCAAGUUUCUUCAAAAAAAAUCGCAAAAGAGAUCCAAUCAGUGAAAGUCGGAGAGUGUUGCAAGAAUCGUGUGAAUUUUUCUUAAAACACAACUCUAAAGCAAAGCACAAGAAGAAACACUACAAAUCCAGUUCUCACAAACUGAAAGUGAUUUCGAAAUCAAUGGGGACUAGCACGGGUGCUACAAGCAAUCAUGGGACUUCCGCAGUGGCCAUUGCUAACCAUGAUUACUUAAGCCAUGAAGCUUUAACUGAGAUCAAAAGUUGUCUGGAAGCAUCUGAGAGAGAGAUGGAAGCAGAUGUUGUACGUAGUCAGAGAGUGGAGGAAGAGGAGAUUCCUCAUAGUGAACAAAGCAUGUUACAAAUGCGGUGCAGCCCUAAAGUGCCUGUGCAAGAACAAGAGAGCAAAGCAGACAACAAGCAAGAUAUUGUCAGCUUGUCUGAAAGCAUGAAGAGAGCGGCUGAAGAGAGGACAACUCCUAAAAAUGACGUUACUGAAACUCUUCCAGUCCAACUUGGUCAUUCACAUCCCAGUGUUUCCCAGCUUGGCAGUACCAAGGGAUCAGGAUUGCUGUUUGCCCACUCAUCUUCGGAUUCAAGGAAAGCUCACGAGUCUGGUCAUAGCUCAAAUGGUUGAGAAGAUGAACAAAUAUCAGUUUGUCCACGCUGGCUUGGAAUUCUCCCUCUGAAGUCUAGGACCUCUGAGAAGCACCAGGUUAGGAAAAAAACCUGUUUCAUGAAUAAUUUGAGGUCAAGAAAUGAUUCUAUUCUGGGCUAAUACUGAACAUGAGACACGCAUUGUGUCUUGUAAAUAAGCACACAAACACCCAUCGCACCAAGGAAAAAUAAAAUAAUAUUGUAGAUAGACACUGUGCACUUAUUCCUUCUAUAGAAUCUGUUACCAAAAAUAAAAGAAGAAAAGGGCAAAUGUGUAAUUUGCUUUAUGUCAAACUGUGGUGAAAUAAUAAACGGAAAGAUUUUAUAUUCUGAAGAAUAUUGAAGAAAACUUAAUUGCCUUAAGAUCUUUUUAGUAGUGCUAUUUAUGCUUUAAAAUGGAGUAUGAACUGCUGACCUUUCAGAUGUGGUAGUCCAUCUCCAUAAGCCUCAACUCCAGUUGCCAAUGAUUAAGGAUGAUGUAUUAUUACAAGAACACCUGUUGAUCUUCAUCUUAGGGAUUAAACUAACAUGAAUUGCUGUGUCAUACAAUAAUAAACUAUACAGAGUUUGUAGGAGGAGUACUGGAUGCAUCCUAACAGAAUAAAAGGACAUUCCUUCAGUAAUCUCUGAAAACCACUGAAAAAAAGUCCAGGUAACUGUAGCAACUGGGACUUUCUCAGUUGGAAGCUAGAACUGAUCCUGCUUUCUUCCUCCCAUCAACUAUCUCUGGCCUUUUAGUCUUAGAUCUUUCUUACAAUCUAAUUGGGGAAAGUCAUGCCUUGUACAGGUAGUCUUCAACUUACAACUACAAUUGAGCCCAAAAUUUCUCUUGCUAAGCGAGGCAGUUGUUAGCUGAGUU